GCGCGGCGCCGCACCGCGCUUCCGCAAGUGUGGAGCUGCGGAAUGGCUACGCUGCUACUGCAGCUGCUGGGGCUCGGCGUGGCGCUGGCGGCUGCCGCGCUCAUUCUGGUUUCCAUUGUGGCGUUUAUAACUGCUGCAAAAAUGCCACCAUGUUACCAACAUGAGGAAGAGAAAUUCUUCCUCAAUGCCAAAGGCCAGAAGGAAGCUCUGCCCAGCAUCUGGGACUCGCCUACGAAACAGCUAUCUGUUGUUGUGCCUUCCUACAAUGAAGAAAAACGGUUGCCUGUGAUGAUGGAUGAAGCCCUGAACUACCUAGAAAAGAGACAGGUUAUGACGUGUUCCUUUGGCUUCUCGCAGAAACAUGAUUGCACGUUCACAUAUGAGGUGAUAGUGGUUGACGAUGGCAGUGAAGACCAGACGUCAAAGGUCGCUUUAAAAUACUGCCAGAAAUACGGAAGUGACAAAGUACGGGUGAUAACGUUGGUGCAGAACCGUGGGAAAGGUGGUGCUGUUAGGAUGGGUGUAUUCAGUUCCCGAGGAGAGAAGAUCCUCAUGGCAGAUGCUGACGGAGCCACAAAGUUUCCAGAUGUUGAGAAAUUAGAAAAGGGGCUGAGUGAUCUACAGCCAUGGCCUGAGCAAAUGGCUAUUGCAUGUGGGUCUCGAGCUCAUCUGGAGAAAGAAUCAAUUGCUCAGCGCUCUUAUUUCCGUACCUUUCUUAUGUACGGAUUCCAUUUCCUGGUGUGGUUCCUCUGUGUCAAAGGAAUCAGGGACACACAGUGCGGGUUCAAAUUACUGACCCGAGAAGCAGCAGCCCGGACCUUCUCGUCUCUGCACAUUGAACGAUGGGCAUUCGAUGUAGAGCUGCUGUACAUAGCACAGUUUCUUCAAAUCCCAAUAGCAGAAGUUGCUGUCAACUGGACAGAAAUUGAGGGUUCUAAGUUAGUUCCAUUCUGGAGCUGGCUACAAAUGGGCAAAGACCUGCUUUUCAUCCGACUUCGGUAUCUGACGGGUGCCUGGAGGCUCAAGCAAACACGGAAAGCGAAUUAGUUGCUGGCAGGGCUGGACUGCAUUUUUAUCCCACAUGCAAUUUUACUUGAAAUCAAGAUUUUCAAUAAAGCUUCGAUGGGCCUGUUCUCAGUAUCUGCCUUUGUAUAUUCUUGAGAAUUAACUGCUAUGAGGAGACCACGUGAUGUCUCUUUUUUUUUAAUAUUUGUGUCAUAAGUUAGAUUUAUUUAUUUAUUUAGCAGUCUGUAUUUUGGCUCCUGUCACUUAAGGUUCUGAGAUGGACCCUUGGGGACCAAAGACAGAAGCAGUUUUUUUAAAGAUACCCUCACAAUUUAUACAAUCAUGAUUAAAUCACAACCCUGUAACAGUCAUUUAAAGAUGAAGUCGGCUAUGAGUUUAAAUACAAGUUUACCUGUUGUCAAAGAGACUUUAUUUGUGACUUGGAACGCUAGGAAAUUUGGAAUGCUAGGAAAUUGUAAUAAAGGCAUGACUGUGUCUCCA
Messenger RNA from Mus caroli (Ryukyu mouse), 1506 nucleotides. RefSeq names its product ALG5 dolichyl-phosphate beta-glucosyltransferase (gene Alg5). Gene Ontology annotation, cellular component: endoplasmic reticulum membrane. Lineage: Eukaryota; Metazoa; Chordata; Mammalia; Rodentia; Muridae. The record is from RefSeq and is a predicted model, not a curated record. Gene Ontology annotation, biological process: protein N-linked glycosylation.